UGGAUGACGUAAAUAAUACAGUACGCUCCAGGUGCGAGUUAGUGAAUCAUGAAAACACAUUAUGAUUCGUUAAAAUAAAGGAAUAUGUAUUAUAGGGUUGAGUAUUAUUGAAAUAAGCACAUUUAAUGAGUUAUAUGUUGCAGUUUGUUUUGUUUUAAAAUGGAUAAUGAACUAAGUAAUGACAUGAGAGUGGUAUUGAAGCAGAAAAAACCAUUAUGUAAUUGGAUUCCAGCUCGAUAUGCCCUUACAUUCUUGUCAUUUUCUGGAAUUUUCAUCGUUUAUGCAUUACGAGCAAAUCUCAGUGUAACUUUGGUAGCCAUGUUGAACAAUACAGCACUUGAAACCAAUGAGACAAUUUUAGAGGAAUGUCCAGUCAUACACCCUUUAAAUGAUUCUUCAUAUCAAUAUGAAAAGGAUGGAGAAUUUGUCUGGGAUGAAAAUAUUCAGGGCUUGAUUCUUGGUGCAUUUUUCUAUGGCUAUUGCAUUACCCAACUACCUGGAGGCGUUCUUGCAGAUAGGUUUAAUGCAAAAUGGAUAUUUGGGGGAGGAAUAUUUGUAACAGCUGUGUUAAGUCUUUUGACCCCUGUUGCAGCUAGACAUAGUGUAGAAGCUUUUAUUGUCGUGAGAGUACUGGAAGGUUUAGGAGAAGGAGUCACCUUUCCUUCUUUAUUUUCCCUUUUGUCUCAUUGGACGCCAAUUCAGGAGAGAAGCACAUUAACAGGUAUCACGGGUAGUGGGGCCAACUUAGGAAUGGUUAUCACACUUCCAGUGUCAGCUUUACUAUGUGAAUAUGGGUUUGAUGGAGGUUGGCCUUCUGUGUUUUAUGUUUUUGGUUUUUGUGGAGUUAUUUGGUUUUUAUUUUGGAGUCUACUUGUAACAAACACUCCAGAAAGCCAUCCAAGGAUUUCUGAAGAAGAGUUAAUUUACAUUCAACAAAACAGGCAUGCUAUAUCAUCAUCAUCAUCUCAUCAGAAGCAGGCAAUUCCGUGGAGAGCCAUCUUGACUUCUAGACCAGUAUGGGCUGUAGCAUUAACAAAAUGCUGUGCAUCUUGGGGCUUCUACACACUCUUCACCGAACUUCCAAAUUAUUUUAAUAGUGUUUUACAUUCUCCCAUCAAAAGAAAUGGUUUUGAAAAUUCUGCAAUGUACCUUGCCCAAACCAUAUCAGUUGUUAUUUUUGGUGUUGCCGCUGAUUGCAUCAGAGCUCGAAGCCAGCUUAAGAUUACUCAUAUAAGAAAACUGUUUGAAACAACAGGUUUGCUUCUUACAGGUCUGUGUUUGAUAGCUGUACCUCUUCUUCGCUGUAAUCACGUUGGCAUUCUUUCAGUUUUGAUACUUAGCAUGGUUUUCUUAGCGAUUACAACUGGUGGUGACACACCUGUUCCAUUGGAUCUUGCUCCGGCAUAUGCAGGUGCUGUGAUGGGAAUUGUUAACACAGUUACUAAUUGUUCUGGUAUUUUUGCACCUAUGGUUGCUGGUGCCUUAACAGAGCAUGCAGAAACUGUUGAACAUUGGGGCACAGUCUUUUAUCUCUCAGGUGGAAUUUGUGUGGUUGGAGCUUUCAUAUUCCUCCUCUUCGGAUCUUCAGAUCUCCAGCCUUGGGCUGUUCCAUUAGAUAUUGCUGAUGAUACUCAACCUAUUGUUUCUGAAGAAAAUAAUGAAAAUUUGCCCAAAGUAUAGAUGAAAUUGCCUUUAAUAAUGUGAUGUAAAAAUGUAAAGCAUCAUGAAAGGUUUUCAAAAUGUAUUUUAGAAUUUGCAUUUUAACAAAAAAUGUAUUUUAAUAGUUUCAACUUUAUAUUAUUCCUGUUGUUGUCCA
Messenger RNA from Limulus polyphemus (Atlantic horseshoe crab), 1816 nucleotides. RefSeq names its product sialin-like. Gene Ontology annotation, biological process: transmembrane transport; monoatomic anion transport. The coding region runs from base 160 to 1680 and encodes 506 amino acids. Lineage: Eukaryota; Metazoa; Arthropoda; Merostomata; Xiphosura; Limulidae. Gene Ontology annotation, molecular function: transmembrane transporter activity. The transcript has 10 exons. The record is from RefSeq and is a predicted model, not a curated record.